CGCUACAUACCCGGCCCCUGCACCUCUGACCCAGGGACCCAGGCCUACCCGUCACGCUCCACACCUGCGUUCUCGCUCGCUCGCACUAGCAGGCAGGGAGGAUGGCCGGGAGCAGCGUCUCCGGCGGCGGCGGCCGCCCGCCGCUGUUCGCGACGGAGAAGCCGAAGCGGGUGCUGGCGUACCGGGUGUACGCGGGCACCAUCUUCGCGGGGAUCCUCCUCAUAUGGUUCUACAGAGCCACCCACAUCCCGGCGAGGGGCAGCAGCAGCCUGGGGUGGCGGGCGGGGCUGGGGCUGCUCGUGGCCGAGAUAUUGUUCGGCCUCUACUGGGUCCUCACCCUCUCCGUGCGCUGGAACCCGGUCCGCCGCACCACAUUCAAGGACCGCCUCUCGGAGAGAUAUGAUGAUGACCAGCUCCCUGGUGUGGACAUAUUUGUGUGUACAGCGGACCCAGCUCUUGAACCACCCAUGCUUGUCAUCUCCACGGUUCUGUCUGUUAUGGCUUAUGACUACCCGCCAGAGAAGCUAAACAUCUAUUUGUCUGAUGAUGCUGGUUCUGCUGUAACAUUCUACGCUCUUCAUGAGGCAUCUGAGUUUGCAAAGCACUGGAUUCCAUUUUGCAAAAAUUACAAGGUGGAGCCCAGGUCACCAGCUGCCUACUUUGCCGAAGGGGCUACCCCUCAUGAUGCUUGUAGCCCUCAAGAAUUGCUCCGCAUGAAGGAGUUGUACAAGGAUCUGACAGAUCGCGUGAACUCAGUAGUACAUUCAGGCAAGAUUCCCGAGGUUCCAGAAUGCAACCACAGAGGCUCCUCUGAAUGGAAUGAGAUGAUAACUUCUGGAGAUCACCCUUCAAUAGUCCAGAUUCUAAUUGAUAGAAACAAACGGAAGGCAGUUGAUGUAGAUGGAAAUGCAUUGCCAAAACUUGUGUAUAUGUCACGCGAGAAGAGACCUCAGGAACAACAUCACUUCAAAGCUGGAUCAUUAAAUGCUUUGAUAAGGGUAUCUUCGGUGAUAAGCAACAGCCCAGUCAUUCUGAAUGUUGAUUGUGAUAUGUACUCCAACAACUCUGAGUCCAUUAGAGAUGCAUUGUGCUUCUUCCUAGAUGAAGAGCAAGGUCAAGAUAUCGGUUUUGUGCAGUACCCUCAGAACUUUGACAAUGUGGUGCACAAUGACAUCUAUGGCAAUCCCAUCAACGUUGUCAAUGAGUUGGAUAACCCUUGCUUGGAUGGAUGGGGUGGAAUGUGUUACUAUGGCACUGGAUGCUUCCAUCGCAGGGAGACCCUCUCUGGACAAAUAUAUAGUAAAGAUUACAAGGAAGACUGGGAUAGAGGAGUGGGGAUAGCAGAAAAUGCAGAUGAGCUGGAAGAAACGUCCAAGUCACUUGUGACAUGCACGUAUGAGCAUAACACCCCGUGGGGCAUUGAGAAAGGAGUUAGAUAUGGGUGCCCACUGGAGGAUGUGAUUACAGGAUUGCAAAUCCAAUGCCGCGGGUGGAGAUCGGUGUACUACAACCCCGCUAGAAAGGGCUUCUUAGGCAUGGCCCCUACCUCACUAGGCCAGAUCCUGGUUCAGCACAAGAGAUGGUCAGAAGGGUUCCUCCAAAUAUCCCUCUCCAAUUACAGUCCCUUUUUAUUAGGCCAUGGUAAGAUCAAGCUGGGUCUUCAAAUGGGUUACUCGGUCUGUGGCUUCUGGGCCCUGAACAGCUUCCCCACCUUUUACUAUGUCAUCAUUCCUUCACUUUGCUUCCUCAGUGGCGUCUCUGUUUUCCCUGAGAUAACCAGCCCUUGGUGCAUUCCAUUCAUAUACGUCGUGGUAGCUUCAUACUCCUGGAGCCUAAUGGAGUCGCUGCAAUGUGGUGACACUGCAGUGGAGUGGUGGAACGCACAAAGGAUGUGGCUCAUGAGAAGGACCACCUCCUACCUCCUGGCGGCCAUCGACACGAUCGGGGGAAUGCUGGGCGUCUCCGAGUCCGGAUUCGAGCUGACGGUGAAGGUGGACGAGUCGCAGGCUCUGGAGAGGUACAAGAAGGGGAAGAUGGAGUUCGGGCCCAUCUCGGGUAUGUUUGUGAUCAUCACCACGAUCGCGCUGUUCAACCUGGUGUGCCUGGUGGUCGGGCUGGGCAGAGCUCUGUUGCGCGAAGGAACGGCAGGGUUGGGACCUUUGUUUCUGCAGGCUGUCCUCUGUGUGGCCAUAGUGGUCAUCAAUGCUCCGGUCUACGAGGCCCUCUUCAUCCGCAGGGACAGCGGAAGCCUGCCUUAUUUCGUCACCCUAGUUUCCCUUUGCUUUGUGUCGUCGCUCUGCCUACAGGCUAUCUAGAAAUGAAUUCGGGGUGAUAACGAUAGACGGACAUGCCCUUACUAUGAGUAACAUUUUGAAACAAUCUAUUUACACGGCUCUGAACUUCCAUGUUAUUGGACAGCUGCGACAACGAUGUGGUAUUCAGUUCCCUAGACU
Molecule: messenger RNA, 2453 nt
Organism: Triticum dicoccoides
Lineage: Eukaryota; Viridiplantae; Streptophyta; Magnoliopsida; Poales; Poaceae
Product: cellulose synthase-like protein E2
Exons: 8
Coding region: 102-2315 (737 amino acids)
Biological process (GO): cellulose biosynthetic process
Cellular component (GO): membrane
Molecular function (GO): cellulose synthase (UDP-forming) activity
Source: RefSeq, a predicted model, not a curated record